This is a messenger RNA of Triticum turgidum subsp. durum (durum wheat), 621 nucleotides long. Lineage: Eukaryota; Viridiplantae; Streptophyta; Magnoliopsida; Poales; Poaceae. The record is from the annotation of a GenBank genome assembly.
AUGCGCACCUCCGUCUCGGGCUCCCUGCCGGCGUCGCUCUCCCGCACAAACCUCACCUCCGUCAGCUUCUUCAGCAACAAGCUGACCGGAAGGAUCCCCAGGUCGCUCCAGGACCUGCCUUACCUGACCUACUUCGACGCCUCGAACAACCGCCUCGUCGGCCGGAUCCCGCCGGGGCUGGUGAGCAACGGCGCGCCCGACAGGCUCCUGGGCCUGACGCUGACGAACAACCGGCUAACGGGGCCGAUCCCCCGGAUGUACGGGCGCGAGAGGUACUUCAUGAACUUCCGGGUGGCCAACAACAGGCUAACGGGGGACGCGGCGUUCCUGUUCGGCCGGCGGAACACGGUGUACGACGUCGACCUGUCCGGGAACAGGCUGCGGUUCAACCUGACCGGCGUGGAGAUGCCAGAGAACCUGCUGUUCCUCAACAUGAGCCGCAACCGGAUCUACGGCGGCGUGCCGGCGUCGCUGACGCAGUUGAAGAAGUUGACCACGCUCGACCUCAGCUACAACCAGCUCUGCGGGGAGAUACCGACCGGCGGGAACAUGGGUCGGUUCAAGCCGGAGGCCUACGAGCACAACAAGUGCCUGUGCGGGACCCCGUUGCCGGCGUGCUAG